AGGUAGCGUAGUGAUCCCUCACACUCUCGCUGCGUUCGCUGUUGAAAGUCGUCUUCUUGGAUUUCGUCGUCUCUCGUCUCCUUGGUUUCUCCCUUAUAUUAAAAUAACAACAUGUCAGGCAGAAAAUUUUUCGUAGGUGGUAACUGGAAGAUGAAUGGUAGCAAGAAAUCUAUCGAUGGUAUUGUUGCAUUCAUGAAAGCAGGAUCAUUGUCUGCAAACACAGAUGUGGUCGUGAGUCCACCAGCAAUAUACCUGUCAUAUGUAAGGCAGAACAUGCCCCAAAAUGUUGGCGUUGCAGCAGAAAAUUGCUACAAGAAAGCUAGUGGAGCGUUCACAGGCGAGAUUAGCUCAUCGGUGAGAAGGUGGAGCAUGCGCUUGCUGAGGGGCUGUCUGUUAUCGCCUGCAUCGGUGAGAAGCUGGAUGAACGCCAAGCUAACAAGACCGAAGAAGUUGUCUACCACCAGAUGAAAGUCAUCGCUGCUAAGGUGAAGGACUGGUCAAAAGUAGUGAUUGCCUACGAACCUGUAUGGGCCAUCGGCACUGGAGUCUCGGCCACCCCUGACCAGGCCCAGGAGGUACAUAACCAGCUGCGAAAGUGGCUUGCCAAGAAUGUCAGCAAUGAUGUCUCAGCGAAGACGAGAAUUAUUUAUGGAGGGUCGUACACGCUGGCACUUGCAAAGGAGUUGGCUUCCAAAGCCUGAUGUCGACGAUUCCUUGUUUGGCGC
Molecule: messenger RNA, 725 nt
Organism: Priapulus caudatus
Lineage: Eukaryota; Metazoa; Priapulida; Priapulimorpha; Priapulimorphida; Priapulidae
Product: triosephosphate isomerase-like
Biological process (GO): glycolytic process; glyceraldehyde-3-phosphate biosynthetic process; gluconeogenesis
Cellular component (GO): cytosol
Molecular function (GO): triose-phosphate isomerase activity
Source: RefSeq, a predicted model, not a curated record